This is a messenger RNA of Microcebus murinus (gray mouse lemur), 4040 nucleotides long. Lineage: Eukaryota; Metazoa; Chordata; Mammalia; Primates; Cheirogaleidae. The record is from RefSeq and is a predicted model, not a curated record.
GUUUUUUCCUUUGAAAAACGAGGUCAAUUUAUUCCAUGAUUAUCUAUAAAAUGUGGUAGGUAGCUGGAUUCAGCUGUUAAGAGCCCUUCCAGCUAUGUAAUUCCAAGCUUCUAGGAGGGAAAAAAGAUAAUUAAAAAUAAAUUUUCUGAGUAUACAGUGCAACAAGAAGGACAAGAAUUCCUUGGAGACAGGGACUCUCACGCUUCUUUUGUACCCUGCCACAGGUCUGAGUUUCUCACUUACGGACCUUAAGCAGAGUGGGAAAGACAAAUGCGUAAAUGCCAUUUACAAAGGCAGAGAAGGGAGAAUAGGUGCGGGGCAGGUGCAGCGGCCUGGGCAGGCCUGGGGUGGUCUGCCCAGGAGUGGAAGCUUGAACCGUGAGUGGAAACAGGGCUGUGAGGGACCCGAGAUAGCUUUUCCCCAAGGCCAAGUCCAGCCACCCAGGGGUGGCCCCAGCCUCCUCUCACCACUCCCAUUCAUCCCCUCGACUCGGUGGGCUCGCCGCCACAACUGAACCUCCUUCCUCUGGUGUGCGAUUGGUACAGCCCAAGCUCCAGGCGUGUCUUCAGUUGGAAAAAAAACACCUAAAGACACGCCCAUCGCCACGCCCCUGCCUCUGGUUGGCUGGAAAAUUUAAAUAUCCAGCCGGCGAUAGGCUGAUUUUCUAGCCCUAGAAUUUGAAAGUUCCCAGUGUCGUAGUUUCGCCAGCAAGCCGGCUCUGAUCAGCUUGUUCAUCCAAGUCCCCGAACAAGUGAGUGUCUGCCCGAGCCCCGAGGUGGGAAGCAGAAAGCCUGAUAUCUCUAGGGGUCCCAGUCUGGAGGGGGCAGAGGAGUGGGUCAGACUGAGGGAGUACGGAUUCCUGGACCCCGGGAUCUCCCCACAAUUUCCCUAGCCAGAUAGUCUCCACCCCAUCCCCACCUUGCAAGUGGGAAGCGCCAGGGCGUGGGUCUCACACCGACUCUGACCCCCACUAGCCGUUGUGGCUGAUGAAGGGCGAGUGGGUUUGCCUCUCCCAGCCCGUUUCCACUUGUGUACACAGGAAAUAGUGAGACCUGGCUGCAUAUAAACCAGCGAAAGUACCCGGGAGACAGAAGGCGCUCAUUACUUGUCUUUCCCUUCCCAUCUCCCCACGUGCAAUUCUCCUGCUCCCCGGGGACAGGACCUGAGGAUUCCCUUGCUGGCGCUGGGUCUGUCUCUUGGAAGCAGGCUUUUCUGCGGAGGGACCCCCCUCCCCUUCUAAUGCGGCCCUUGCGGGACAGCCGAGACCCCCCACUCCUGGGUGCCCAUCCGCUGCUCCAGCAACGUUGCGUGGCAGGGUGCAUUCUAACAGCGGGUUUUCGGGUAGCCUUAGGGCUCUUUCACCGUCUCUAUGGCUUCCUCGGGUUACCAGCGACAGCCUCCAUCAUCCUAUGUGGCCUUGACCGGGCUUCCCGUCACGGCCUCUGUACCCCUGCACGUGCCCUGAACCUCCGUGACCCCUGCGCCCCGGUCUCUUCGCAGACCCCCGGAGGCGGUGGCGAUGCUCUCGGGCGCGGCGACGGCGGACUGCGAGGACGCGGAGCUGCGGUGCCGCGUGGCCGUGGAGGAGCUGAGCCCGGGCGGGCAGCCGCGCGGACGCCGGGCCCUGCGCAGCGCCGAGCUGAGCCUGGGGCGGAACGAGCGCCGCGAGCUGAUGCUGCGGCUGCGGGCGCCGGGCGCGGCGGAGCGGCCGCGUUGCUUCCCGCUGCGCGCCGCGCGCCUCUUCACGCGUUUCGCCGCGGCCGGGCGCAGCACGCUGCGGGUCCCCGCCCACGGCGCUCCCGGGGCCGGCGCCGUGCAGCUGCUGCUCUCCGACUGCCCGCCGGACCGCCUGCGCCGCUUCCUGCGCACGCUGCGCCUCAAGCUAGCCACGGCCCCGGGGCCCGCGCCGGCCUCCGCCCGCGCACAGCUGCUCGGCCCGCGGCCCCGCGACUUCGUCACCGUCAGCCCCGUGCAGCCCGAGGAGCUGCGGCGCGGGGCGGCCACCCGGGCUCCGGACACCACGCUGGCGAAGCGGCCCGCGGAGCCCCAGACUGGGGCCGAACCUGGCACUGAAGCCCCAAAGUGGCCCCUGCCUGUGAAGAGGCUGAGCUUGCCCCCCACCAAGUCCCAGCUUUCUGAGGAGCAGGCUGCUGUGCUGAGGGUCGUCCUGAAAGGCCAGAGCAUUUUCUUCACUGGGAGCGCAGGGACAGGGAAGUCAUACCUGCUGAAGCGUAUCCUGGGCUCACUGCCCCCUACAGGCACUGUGGCUACUGCCAGCACGGGGGUGGCAGCAUGCCACAUCGGGGGCACCACCCUCCAUGCCUUUGCAGGCAUCGGCUCAGGGCAGGCUCCCCUGGCCCAGUGUGUGGCCCUGGCCCAAAGGCCAGGCGUGCGGCAGGGCUGGCUCAACUGCCAGCGGCUGGUCAUUGACGAGAUCUCGAUGGUGGAGGCGGACCUGUUUGACAAGCUGGAGGCCGUGGCCAGAACCAUUCGGCAACAGAACAAGCCAUUUGGAGGGAUCCAGCUCAUCAUCUGUGGGGACUUCCUACAGCUGCCGCCUGUGACAAAGGGCUCCCAGCCCCCCAAGUUCUGCUUCCAGGCCAAGAGCUGGAAGAGGUGUGUCCCAGUGACCCUGGAGCUGACUCAGGUGUGGAGACAGGCAGACCAGACCUUCAUCUCUCUGCUGCAGGCUGUGAGGCUGGGCAGGUGCUCAGACGAGGUGACUCGCCAGCUCCGGGCCACAGCCAACAACAAGGUAGGGCGGGAUGGGAUUGUGGCCACAAGGCUCUGCACCCACCAGGAUGACGUGGCCCUCACCAACAAGAGGCGGCUGCAGGAGCUGCCAGAUAAGGUACACAGCUUUGAGGCUGUGGACAGUGACCCUGAGCUAGCCCCGACCUUGGAUGCCCAGUGUCCUGCUAGCCGGCUCCUGCAGCUAAAGCUGGGGGCCCAGGUGAUGCUGGUGAAGAACUUGGCGGUGUCCCGGGGCCUGGUGAAUGGCGCCCGAGGGGUGGUAGUCGGGUUCGAGGCCGAAGGGAGAGGGCUGCCGCAGGUGCGGUUCCUGUGUGGAGUCACUGAGGUCAUCCGCGCUGACCGCUGGACGGUGCAGGCCACCGGGGGCCAGCUCCUCAGCCGGCAGCAGCUGCCCCUCCAGCUGGCCUGGGCAAUCUCCAUCCACAAGAGCCAAGGCAUGUCCCUGGAUUGUGUGGAGAUCUCUCUGGGCCGUGUGUUUGCCAGCGGCCAGGCCUACGUGGCCCUGUCCCGGGCCCGCAGCCUGCAGGGCCUGCGUGUGCUGGACUUUGACCCCAUGGUGGUUCGCUGUGACCCCCGUGUGCUGCACUUCUAUGCCACCCUGCGGCGGGACAGGGGCCUCAGUCUGGUAAGAGGGAGUCACCUACUGGAGGGUCCCUGUGGCCAUGGGUGGCUGGGAGCGAGGACAGAGGGAAGGCCAGGUGGGACCUGGGUGGGGAUGCAGAGCCCUCUACUGGCUCCUCUGGGGGCAGAGGCAGGAGGAGAGAGACGUUGGCCCCCAGGAUGUGCCCUGGGAACAGCACAAGCCCAUGAAUGGCUGCUUUCGCUCUAUUCCAGGAGUCCCCAAAUGAGGAGGAGGCAGCCUCAGACCAGGAGAACAUGGACCCAAACCUCUGAACCUUGGCUGCAAAGAGAAGAUAAAUGGUGUUCUGUCCACCCUCCUGCUCCCUAGGGGCCCAGGGCCCAGGGAAUAACUGGGGACAGGGGACCAGCAUUCCUUGCUCCAUUCUUAGGGGCUCUCUGCCUCUUGGCAGUGUUAAAGGGAGAGUGCUUCCCACCCACGUGCCAGCUGUGCCUCAGUUUAUCUCCUUUUGCCCCAGAUGAGCUGCCUCGGGGUCAUAAGUACCCUUUCUGUGCCCGUUGGGAAUGGGCCUGUGGUGGUACCUGGUGUCAGAGGACAAAGCUGUCUGCAAGGGAUGGACACAGAGCUACAGAGUCCUGAACACCCUUCCCUUUGGGCUGCAAAAGGGAGAGGCAGUGAGGACAGGUCUCCCGGAGCAGCAUCAGGU